UAGAGAUCUUGGCAAUAUGAUGCGGUGGACUGCCGCGGUGGUCGCCGUGCUGGCGGCAUGCAGUGUAUGCGUGUCAAAAGCAGCCAGCACAGUGUCCGAACGAUUUCACGAUGCAAUUCAGAUUUUGCAAUCCGGCGACACCGCCACGGCCGAGAACCUGCUGCUUCGACUGAGCAAAGUGGCGCCGGAUGAUGUUGACGUGCACUUAGCGUUAGGCGCCAUGCAUCAGCUCGAGGGCGACGUGGAAUCCGCAACAAAAUACUACAACACUGUGCUCGCCCUGGACCCAGCGAACGACGCAGUUCAUGCCAACCUCGCGUGUCUCUAUUAUUCGGCUGGCUUCCCUUCCCGAGCAAUCGAGCAUUUCAAAGCCAGCGUCGCCACCAAUCCUUCGAAAGCACAAGGAAUGGCACACAUGAUCGCGUUGGCACAUCACAGCAUCGGCGACGACGUCGCAGCCAUCGCAUUGUUUGAUCUUGCUUUGCCGCUCCACGACAACAACGCGCAUUUUCAUUUCGAUUUUGCAGUGUCUCUUCAAGACGAGGGGCUUGCCAUGCGAGCCAAUGAAGAGUACAACCGAGCCCUCGCCACAGACCCCGAUUUCCCAGAGGCAUGGCUAAAUAUUGCCACGCUGCAUUUGCGCCAUGGUAGCUACUCGUCAGCCCUUCGAAACUUUGAGCGCGCGUUGCGAUGCACCAGGAUAUCCCCGACCUUGUCACUGCAAAUUGCCAUCAAUUACGGCGUGGCGUUGGAAGCUAACGGACAAGCCAUGGCAGCGUUGGCGCAGUUCAAAACGGCCAGAAGUCUGGUUGAAUCGAUGGAACACGUCGAAGCGAUAGACUUGUUUGAGCACACGACGCGAACGAGACGAGCGAUUGCUUUGUGGGUCGACUACGAAGCGACAUGGGACGCAUUUAUCGAUGCGACCAUUUCACGUCAGUUGAACAGGGGCGCAGUGAGCUCGUUGGUACCGUUUUCAAGCCUCCUGGUGGAUCUGCCGCCGCCCCUCCGCAAACGCAUCGCCGAAGCGUACGCCUCGACCCCGCCACGAUCGCCCCCUCUUGACCUCGACCGACGGUCCAACACGUCUCGCGUGCACGUGGGGUACUUGUCGUUCGACUUCAACAACCACCCGACGGCCCAUCUCAUGGAAGGGCUUUUUGUUCACCACAACACGUCGGCAUUUGAGGUGUCUGCCUGGAGCUACGGCAAAGACGACGGCAGUGCGUACCGGCAGUCGAUUCCGUCGCUCACCGAGCACUUUGUGGACGUGGUGCUCAUGGGAACCAACGACGCCGCUGCCGCCAUCGAACGCGCGAGAGUCGAAAUUCUUGUCGACGCGCAAGGCCAUACCCUCGGCCAAAGGCAUGCCAUCGUCGCCGCUCAACCAGCCCCGAUCAUCGUCAAUUUUCUGGUGUACCCUGGCACGUUGGGGGCGAAAUAUGUCGACUACUUAGUUUCUGACGUCCACGUAACACCAGCAGAGCAUGCAGAACACUACACGGAGCGCCUCAUGCUGCUGCCACAGUCGUACCAAGUCAACUACUACGCGACGUACGGUGCCGUCCACGACCCCACUCCACGGCCCCUGUUCAAGCGCUUUGCGUUUGCCAACUUUAACAAACUCGACAAGAUCGAGCCGCAGGUGUUUGGCGUGUGGAUGGCGGUCAUGCGGCGAGUGCCGUUCAGCGAGCUCUGGUUGCUGCACCCGACGUCGUCCAACACACGCAACCUCAUUGUCGCCAACAUUGUGCGCGAAGCGGCGCAACACGGCAUCGCUGCCUCGCGCAUUCGCUUCCUUCCUCGUGUGUCGAAAGCCGACCACUUGCGCAGACAACGCCAUGCUGACUUGUUCCUCGACACGUUCGUGUACGGUGCCCAUUCCACCGCGACAGACGCGCUGGCCGGGUCGCUGCCGGUGCUGACAUUGGCAGGAUCGUCGUUCCCCAGUCGAGUAGGCGUGUCGCUGCUGCAAAAUGCCAACAUGCCAUGGCUCGUGGUGCACACCGCCAAGGAAUUUGAAGACCUGGCAGUGAGACUGGCGACACAGCGGCAUGCCCUCCGACAUAUCGUGGACACUCUCGACACACUUGGACCUUCGACUGGGGUGACCGAAAUGCUUCCUCUCUUUCGCACGGACGAGUACACCCUCGAUCUCGAGCGGAUGUAUCGAAUGUCCGUCGAAGCUCGCCAACACCUUUCGUCGCGACAUCACCUCGUCCUCCCCCGACGACAUGGACCAACUAACUGAUGUACUUGGUUCCAACUUUGACCAAACUGUUCAGUACGUACGUGGUCCCCUCCAAGCCCACCACACCAACGAGUUCACCGACUUGGAAACCGAGUGGCAUCCAUGGCAUGACCUGUUUCAAACUUGCAAACAACAACCUUUGGUGUUGCAACGAUAUAGUGGCAUGGCCGACGCACAAUGUGUCGUAGGCGUGCUACUGGCGUUUACAUUCUAGUGAACUUGAUCGAAUGAUGUCGACAGCUUACAUGGUCCAAACCAAGGAGGAUGGUAAGAACUCCACACAAAAAGCGUUCUUCG
This is a messenger RNA of Aphanomyces invadans, 2548 nucleotides long. RefSeq lists its product as hypothetical. The coding region runs from base 17 to 2251 and encodes 744 amino acids. The transcript is spliced from 15 exons. Lineage: Eukaryota; Oomycota; Saprolegniomycetes; Saprolegniales; Verrucalvaceae. Gene Ontology annotation, biological process: protein O-linked glycosylation. The record is from RefSeq and is a predicted model, not a curated record. Gene Ontology annotation, molecular function: protein binding; glycosyltransferase activity.